Oppia nitens is the source of this 7320-nucleotide messenger RNA. RefSeq names its product triple functional domain protein-like (gene trio). Gene Ontology annotation, biological process: axon guidance. Gene Ontology annotation, molecular function: protein binding; guanyl-nucleotide exchange factor activity. Gene Ontology annotation, cellular component: cytoplasm. Bases 147 to 7271 code for a protein of 2374 amino acids. The transcript is spliced from 16 exons. The record is from RefSeq and is a predicted model, not a curated record. Lineage: Eukaryota; Metazoa; Arthropoda; Arachnida; Sarcoptiformes; Oppiidae.
AAAUUACAAAUAAAUAUAACAUUGAAUUGAAAACAAAUGUUUUGAUUCAAGUGUUAAUCAAAUGCUUUAAAAGUGACACCAAAUGACUGAUUGCUUUGUUGUCUUCAUGUCUUGACUUAAGGAUCACUCAAACUAAUUGAUACGAUAUGAGCACAACUGAGUCGACCACCGAUUAUUCAAGUGGUGAAAGUGACCACAAUUUGGUCAAAUACCGAUCAGAUGUCAUAAAAAUGGGUCCAAAAGCCAAAGAUAUUCUUCCACUUAUUGAGCAAAGGAUUGCCAUCCUAUCAGGAGGUCGUGACCAAAGAGGUGGUCCAAUAUUAUUAUUUCCUUCUAAAACACGGCCUGAAAAGUUGACGGCAGAAGAGUUGAGACCAUUGCUCGUAUACUUAGCGAGUAUACCGAGUGAUGAAUCCUUAAAUAAAGAGUUUUCUAUUAUAAUUGAUAUGAGAGGUAGCACUUGGACUGCUAUUAAGCCAUUGUUGAAAGGUCUGGACGAGUAUUUCACACCAAAAAUUCAUUUAACUCUUAUUAUAAAACCGGAUAACUUUUGGCAAAAACAGCGAACAAGUAUAGGAUCAUCGAAAUAUAAAUUUGAAACGAUAAUGAUUUCAGUGGAGUCGAUCUCAAAAUUUGUUGAUUGGAGUCAACUUACAAAUGAUAUUGAAGGCGGAACCUAUGUCUAUGACCACAAACAAUGGAUUGAUUUAAGAUUAUGUUUAGAAUCAUUCACAGAGAAGGCCACGAAUUCACUUAAAGCUAUGAAUACUCUUAAAGAGAAUCUAAUGAAACAAGAGUUUGCUAGCGAUGCCAACACCGCUAAGAAAAUGAUUGAAGAACACAAUAACACUAAACAACAAAUCAAUGAAAGUCCUGUUGAAGAGUUAGACGCAGACGGACAACACCUAUUGCGAAGACUAAGUUAUUCUCCUAAUGCUUCUAUAAGUGGAGAUUCUGGUUACAGUAGUCAACCAUCAAUAGCCAAUAAUCCUGAUAUUCAAGCAGCUGUUCCUAAAGUGAUGAGAAUUAUAGAAGAUUUGCAUAUUAAUAAACAACAAUUGUUACAAUUAUGGCACUUAAAGCGUGUUAAAUAUGAUCAAUGUUUACAAUUAAGGCUUUAUGAAAGUGACGCCCACAAGAUGUUUGAAUGGAUUCGCCAAAAUCGUGAUAUUUUUAUGUCUAAUGCUAUAGUUAUUGGACGAAAUGGUGAAGAAUGUAAACAAUUACAAGACGAACACAACAGGUUUAGUGUGACUUCAAUGAACGUAUACGUAAACAUCAAUAAACUACAACAAGUGGCCACUCGUAUGGUCGAAGCCGGACACUACUCAUCACAACUUAUUCAACAAAUUUCUGGUCGUUUGGAUAGAAUUUGGAAAGAAUUUGCCUCUAAUUUAGAUGAAAGGACAGCCGUUCUUGCGCUUGCCUUUAACUUUUACCACUGUUCUCAACAUUAUUUGAAUUUAGUGCCGACUUGGAAGAAGGCUUGUGAUACCAGUGCUCCAGUCAUUCCCAAUGAUGUCAUUGAAUUGGAGGCAUUAGUCCAUUCACAUCAAUCACUAUAUGAUGAAGUAUGUCAAGUCUAUAAUGAUUGUCAUACAAAUAGCAAAAAGCUUUUAUACCAAUUGGAUCUAUUGGUUCAAAUGUAUCACUCGUAUAAGUUAGACACUUCUCAUUCAGAACACUAUAGAAGAGCUGAUCCGGUAAAAGAUUAUCAGGAAGGAGCCAAACAUAUAGUAGCAGUUAUUCAUGAGAUAUUAGCUCAUCAUAGAGCCAUUGAGUCGAUGUGGCAAAUCAAGAAAAUAAAAUUACAUCAACGGUUAGCUUUAGCCCUGUUUCAAGACGAUGUACGACAAGUACUUGAAUGGAUUAAUACUCACGGAGAAGGCUUUCUCAUGAAAAAUCCAGGCGUUGGACGAAAUCUUACAAAAGCCAGAGCGUUGCAGAAAAGUCAUAACCACUUUGAAAGUGUGGCGCAAAAUACAUAUACAAACGCUGAAAAAUUGUUGGCCGCAGCCGAAGAAUUAGCCCGAACUGGAGAGUGCAAUGCCGAUGAAAUAUGUGGUGUCGCACAACAAUUAGAAACACAUAUUUCUAAUUUUGCCGCAAGAGUUGAAGUCAGGCGUAGCCUCUUGAAUAUCGGUGUCUUAUUUUUCACACACGAGAAGGAAUUGUUUUCCUGGUUUAAUGAAUUAAGACAACAGUUUAAAGCGGAUACCAUUGAAGCGCCAGAAUCUUAUGAAUUAACUGAAAGCUCUAUAAAUCAAUUAAUACAUCAAAGAGACUCUAUGAUAGAAGCGGCCAAUACUACUGUCAAAGAAGGACAGACAUGUAUAGAACAGUUGAGAAAAGAGGAGACAAACCGGUCUAUAGAUACUUGUGAUUGUAAGCAUGCCUUAAAUUCAUCGGUCACUGCCAUUGAGUCGUCAUUAGAGAAGAUUAAGUCAAUUAUACCAGAAAUAGAAGAGUUGUGGAACAGUCGGAAGUGUAAACUUGAUUUCUGCCUUAAAUUAAGAGCUUUUGAAAGGGAAGCCCUCACUGUCUCGACACAAACUGACGCCUUUGCUGAAGAAAUACAACGAUUGCAGAAAAAACAAAUGAAUUGUAAUGAUGUGAAUGCCGUCGAAAAAAUACUUCAAUUGCAUAACGAAAAGCUUCAGAGAUUACAACAAUUGAUAUUUCAAGUGUUGCAAAAUGGACAACAACUUUGUCAGUUAUAUGAGUCGUGUGGUUUCCUUUUGAUGGCCGAUUCCGAGCAAACGGCCAACGCUAGGGUCCAAAUGAUUUUGGAGUUUCUUCACGAAAGAGUCAUGGAUUUGGAGGACUUGUCUGAGAUUAGACGUAUGCGUUUGGAACAGAUGAUCCAAUUGUGUCACUUCCAUAGUGAUGCCAAUCAAGUGCUUCAAUGGAUGCGAAACGGAGAAUCAAUGCUUAUGGCAUCCUUUCAAAUACCCAAUUGUUUGGCUCAGGCAGACAGUCUACAGACACAACACGAACAGUUCCAGUUGGCUAUUGAGAUAUUACCUUUCAAUAAAACACAUUCAAGUGCUUUACAAUUGCAGCAAAAGGCCGAAUCCUUAAUUCAAGGAAAUCAUUUUAAUCCAGAUAUGAUCCGCAAUAUAGCUACUGAAGUGGCCACUCGAUGGCAACAAUUAAUGAGUCACGCGGAAGACAGACAUAAAUUAGUGAUGGCAUCACUUAAUUUCUUUAAGACAGCAGAUCAGGUCUAUUCAGUAUUGGAUAGUCUUCAUCGAGAAUAUCAACGAAUUGAAGAUUAUUGCGGUGCUAAUCAAUUAAACGCUGAUAAUGUGAAUAUUCAUCCAAUUGCAUGUAAAGAUGAUGUUGAGGCCAUACUAGUACAGUGUAUAAGUAAGCACCAGGAGCAAAAAGAGGCGUUCCUCAAAGCCUGUACACUUGCCCGACGUAAUGCCGAAACUUUUUUGAAAUAUGCGGCGCGUUGUAUACAAUAUUACUCGACCUCUACAGGCAAUAGUGUCUAUAGAACUGCUGAAAAUGAUGUCAAACACAUUAUGGAAAAACUAUUAAAACAAGAGAAUGAAGUUUUAGACUUUUGGACACAAAAGAAGAGACGUCUCGAUCAUUGCCAACAAUACAUUCUUGUGGAACACACGGCCAAACAGGCGCUCAAAUGGAUCAAUGAAACGGGAAUUAAAUACAUAUCAUCCAAACGACAACUAAUUGCAGAUUCUGGUGACAAAAAUAUUGAAGAAUUAGAAGCACUUCUUAAAGAUUGUAAUGAUUUCAAAGCUAACUCUAAAGAAUCAAAAGAAAAAGUUAGACUUUUAAUUCACUUAUCCGACAAUUUGGUACAAAAAGGCAAUACUCAUCCAAUAGCUAUAAAAAAAUGGGUCACUUUUGUUGAUCAACUUUAUAAUGAAUUUACAAAACAAUUAGAUGAUUAUAAGCACGAAUUGGAAAAUAAAUUAGGAAUUAGAGCUAAUUCAAGUAACAGUGAUACUCUAAGUGAAUCUAAAUUAUCAAUUGAAUCUCCAAUAGCAUCGCCUACCACUUCAUCUACAGCUUCAUUCACUUCAUUAUCUUCGCCGACAACUAAGUUCAAUACAGCAUUGGUUUCGAAUACAAACAGUGGUCGAGAAGGGCUUAUCUCUGAACACGAGAAAAGAAAGUCACUCCGAAAGAAGGAGUUUAUUAUGGCUGAGCUAUUGUGUACUGAAAGAACUUAUGUUAAAGAUCUUGAGAUUUGUAUUAAUAGCUAUUUGAUUGAAUUUCGUCAAAAUUCUGAUCAGUUAUCCAUUAGUAUUGCUGGAAAAGAAAAACUAAUUUUUGGAAAUAUUGAAGAAAUCUAUGAUUUUCAUAAUAAUAUAUUUCUUAAAGAAUUGGAAAAGUAUGAGUCUAUGCCUGAAGAUAUCGGUCACUGUUUUGUGACGUGGGCUUCAAGUUUUGACAUAUAUGUUGAAUACUGCAAGAAUAUGCCUCAAUCUAAUUCUAUAUUAGAUCAAUAUAACGGACCAUUUUUUUAUGAUGUCCAACAAAAACAUGAUUGGGUUUUCCAUCCAAUUAAUGCUUAUCUUAUAAAACCUGUUCAAAGGAUAUCUAAAUAUCAUUUACUUCUUAAAGAUUUGCUUUCUUGUUGUGAUGAAGGACUUGAAGGAGAGAUAAAAGAUGGUUUAGAAGUCAUGGAAUACGUUCCUAAAAAAGCCAACGAUGCUCUUCACUUAAGUAUGUUAGAGGGCUGUGAUAUAUCUGUUGACCAAUUGGGUGAUGUUAUACUUCAAGAAUCUUUUCAUAUGUUUGACUCUAAAUCAUUGAUUCGAAAGAGUAGAGAGCGAAGGGUUUUUCUAUUUGAAACUUAUUUGGUUUUUGGCAAAGAAGUCAAAGAUUCAAAUGGAAAAGUAAAAUAUAUAUUUAAACAUAAAUUAAUGACUUCGGAGAUCGGAGUGACCGAACACAUUGAAGGAGAUGAGCUUAAGUUUGCUAUUUGGACGGGUAGGUUAGUACAGUUAGCUGAUAAUAAAAUUAUAUUUAAAGCCAAAGAUCAAGAAGUGAAACAAAAUUGGGUUAAAAGACUUCGUCAGUUAAUUCAAGAGACAUUCUUUAGUUCAGCGCUUUCGACAUUGAAUUUGUCAACAAUUUCUCAAAACAAACUCAACUCAAAACAACUACAAUCCGAUAGCAACAGAUCGUCGCGGAAACUAAGUGCAGGAAAAUUGGACAAAACGUCAAACACUGGUAACGAGUCUCCCAAAUCUGGUCAUAAAAAGACAAUUCAAUCGAUGACUUCAUGGAAGAUUAACAACAGUAAAGACGAUUCAACAACUAAAGUGUUGUCCAAAACAGAUGAUCACAUGUCCACCAAUAAGUCUGAUUUAAGUUCACUUCCGACAUCUCCAUCAUCAUUGGUCGCACAAACUUCUAAAUCACUUGAUCUCAAUGGAUGUGUGAUUAAUGUUUCUGAAGAAGAUGGAGAUGUGACAGAUGUUGAAUUGCCUCCACCUAUGAAAAUACAAGAACACAGUUAUCCAGCCGUCUCUUCGUUGACAACCAAUACAGCAGCUAAUGUUGACAUUACUUCUAAUAUCGAAAGCAUGAUAUCAUCUGUUGAAUUGGGCACAUCUGAUCUCGAACUCAUAGUUAAAGUGCAAACGGAAAUGGACGAACAAAUGUCUAAAGAUGACACAAAUAAUGAUUUAAGUGAAUGUAAAGAUCAAAAUGAUUUUAUUAAUAACGAACUGAUUAAUGAUAACGAAACCGAUAACUCAAUGAGUGGAGAAUCAGAACAGGAAAAGGCAUUAUUGAAAAGGAAAUAUAUUUUACAAGAAUUAGUCGAAACUGAAAGAGAUUAUGUCUACAACUUAGGUCUUAUUGUUGAUGGAUAUCUUGAAUUAAUGAGAAAUGAAAGUGAUAUACAAGUUCCCGAAGAUUUAAAGAAUGGAAAGGAUAAAAUAGUUUUUGGUAACAUUGAAGCUAUAUAUGACUGGCACAGGGAUUCGUUUUUAGCUGAAAUUGAAAAGUGUUUAGAAGAACCCGAAAGAUUAGGCCUUCUUUUUAGGCGAUGUGAGCGUAGGCUUAAUAUGUAUGUCGUUUAUUGUCAAAACAAACCUAAAUCAGAACAUAUAGUAUCAGAAUAUGUGGACACGUUUUUUGAGGAAAUCCGUCAAAAAUUUGGACAUAAGCUUCAAUUGCCUGAUUUACUUAUAAAACCAGUUCAAAGGAUAAUGAAAUAUCAAUUAUUAUUAAAAGAUAUGUUAAAAUGUGCUGAAAGAGCAGGUCUUAGCAAAGAGGCUGAAGACUUGAAAAAAGCAGUUCAUAUCAUGCAUGUCGUACCCAAAGCAGCCAAUGAUAUGAUGUGUGUCGGACGUCUUCAACAUUUUGAUGGCAAGAUUACAGCUCAGGGAAAACUAUUACAUCAGGGAUUGCUUCUCGUGGCUGAAUUAGGCAACAUUGGAAGCUCUAAUAUAAGUGCAGCCAUUGGCUCAACCAAAUUAAAAGAGAGACAAGUCUUCCUUUUUGAACAAAUUAUUAUAUUUAGUGAAACUGUUGGACAAAAGGGACAGUUCUCUAAUCCAGUGUAUAUAUAUAAAGCACAUCUAAUGGUUAAUAAGAUGUGUCUCAUUGAUAAAGUUGAUGAUUCAGACCCAACAAAGUUUCUUCUAAAGUCUAAGGAUCCAAAUAUGUCUGAAAUUGCGUUUCUAUGUCAGGGCUCUAACAAAGAAGUUACUGCUUUAUGGGUGACUAAUAUUAGAGCCAUUUUGGAUACUCAACUCGACUUUCUUAGAGCUCUUCAAUCGCCAAUUGCUUAUCAAAAAGAAUUAACAAAAGAAGUAUCGGCACCAGAAUUAGGUUCUUUAUGGAAUCCAUCAUUACGUAAGACACUGUCCCAUCCGGCAGCUGUUCACAGGGAGAAGAAUCUCAAAUUAACGACAAAAGAGCAACAAUUGGGAUCAACUGCUACAUCUAAAUCAAUGCGUCAGUCAAAUAAAACCAAAUCAAAACAUAAAGCAUUUUUAGCGGUUAAUAAUGAAUGGGAAAGUGGUCUCAACGAGAAUAGCAGUGAAAGUGAUUCAGUAAAGACUUGUAGUCCAUCUCCCGAUUCAUCUAAUCGUAAAUAUUCGUGUCCUUCAUCUGAUAAGCCGCCACAACAUAAACAACAGGCGAGUCCAUCAAAAUCUAAGCGAACUUUUUUAGAAGGAUUUAAAAAUCCUUUGCGACAGAAAAAGAAUGAGACGUCUGUCGUAACUAAUAUCAUAGUCUCGACUCAUCAACCGGUGUUCAAACCAAAAACAAAUUAGAAGCGAAAGCCAAAGAUAGUUCUGUAUUUAGGAGAUGGUCUGAAUCGGC